AUGACUGAUCCAACGUUAAUUAAGAAGAAAUUAUUAUUAAUUGCUCAAUCGGGAACAUUUGCUAAUUUCAAUCCUCAACAAUUGAAAUCUCUUUAUGAAGAAUUAAAUGAAUUCUUAAUAUUUCAUAAAGAUUCUUUAGAUUCAAUUGAAUUAUUUAAUUUAUAUGAAUUAGAAUUUUAUCUUUGUAUAUUAACUAAUCAUGAUAUAGAAGCCAAAGCAGUAAUAGAUCGAUUAUUAGAUCAAUUUGGUAAAACUGCUUCUUCAAAAUCUCAAAGAAUUAAAGUAUUACAAUCAAUUUAUUAUGAAGCUUUAGGUGAUAUUCAAUCUGCUAGCAAAUUAUUAACUCAACAACCUGAUGAAUUAAACCUUUCUAGAAGAUUGACAACUUUUAGUAGAAAUAAUGCCAAUGAAUUGGAUAAUGAUAAUUAUAUUCGUAAUUUAAUUUAUUAUUUAGAUCUACAACCAAGUGAUUUGAUGACUUGGGCUGAAUUAGCUAAUGAAUAUCAAAAAGUUGGUCAUUAUGAUAAAUCAAUACAUUGUCUUAAAGAAAUAUUAUUACAUGAACCAAAUGCAUAUCCAAUAUUUUAUAAAGUUGGUUUAGUUAGUUAUUAUAAAGCAUUACAAGAGAUUCAUCANCAUUAUGAUAAAUCAAUACAUUGUCUUAAAGAAAUAUUAUUACAUGAACCUAAUGCAUAUCCAAUAUUUUAUAAAGUUGGUUUAGUUAGUUAUUAUAAAGCAUUACAAGAGAUUCAUCAAUUAAAAAGUGAGAAAAAGGAUAAAUUAUACGCUGUAUUAGAAACCAUAAUUAAUUCUCGUGAUAAUUAUCUUGCUAGUAUUGAAAUUAAUGAUAAAUAUGUAAAAAGUUGGGUUGGUUUGUUUAUGAUAACAAAAUUACCAUUUAAUGAGAAAUUAUCCAAAUUGAAUGAUAAAGAAGUCAAAGAUUACUUGAGCAAUAAUGAAAAGUUAAACAAAUUAGCUACUGCCAAAUUAAAGGAAUUCAAUGUCGAUUUAUCAAAUGUAGAAAUAGAUAAAUAG
Messenger RNA from Hemisphaericaspora subhashii, 1035 nucleotides. RefSeq lists its product as uncharacterized. Lineage: Eukaryota; Fungi; Ascomycota; Pichiomycetes; Serinales; Debaryomycetaceae. Gene Ontology annotation, molecular function: protein binding. Gene Ontology annotation, biological process: protein folding in endoplasmic reticulum. Bases 1 to 1035 code for a protein of 344 amino acids. The transcript has a single exon. Gene Ontology annotation, cellular component: EMC complex. The record is from RefSeq and is a predicted model, not a curated record.